ACCUCGAAUCUAGCCUCAAUAUUCAUGACAUUGUUUUGCGCUCUUCGUUUCAGAUCGAUAUCUAUAGAAGUCCAAUUGUUGGUAAUCAUUUGUGAAACAUUCUCGAGUUCACAGUCUCUUGUUAGACCCCGGCAGGCCUCCCCGCAGUAUCGUCGCAUCCGCGCUGGCUUCACUUCUGUGCGAUAGCGAUUGAGAAAUUAACUAGACCAACAGCUUGCUGCAUCCACGGAAAAGUCUGACUGCUCUGCAUCAUCAGUGACCCUCAUUCAUGCCGAUCUACUCGCGCGAUCCCGAAUACAGCCUUUGAAGAGGCAGGACAAGGAUUCAGAAAUGUCGACAAAGCGGGGUACAUCAACAACAAAGGGUCGAGAUGACUCUGGACGUCAAGGAACGAGCAAAACACAGAAAAGCUCAAUUCUGACUCCUACCACUAUGGCCAUCGGAGUACUUGCCAUUGGUGUCAUGAUUCCCUAUAGUCUCGGCCUCUUCGGUGAGGCUCAGGCAAAGCCUACUGCCAUUGACCCUGCCAAGCUACCAGCUACGGCCCAGAUAAUCGACCAGAAAAGCUUCAAUGUUCUGGAGCAUGUCCCUCCACCGAAAGAAGCCAAUGCUACUACUAGGUUCCUCUGGCCAGGAGUUACCUAUGAAUCCCUUACUGAACGACCAUUCCAUGUUUAUGAUGCGGAGUUCCUCAAUAUAAUUGGAGGCAAUCCAACAUUGACUCUUCUCGCUACUUCAGAGAAAGAUCCCAUCUUUCAUGAAGCUGUUGUAUGGAACCCUCCGACUGAAGAAGUUUUCUUUGUACAGAACGCAGGUGAUCCAGACGCUGGAACAGGACUUGCAAAGUCAUCUGUCAUCCAAAAGAUUUCUUUGGCCGAAGCUGAAGCUCUGAAGAAUGGAUCGCACACGGAGAGCCAAGUCAAGAUUACGGUCGUUGACUCUGAUCCCCAAGUCAUCAACCCCAACGGUGGAACGAACUAUAAGGGCCAGAUCAUCUUCGCAGGUGAGGGGCAAGGCGAUGAGAUACCUUCAGCUUUAUAUCUGAUGAACCCUGAAGCACCGUACAAUACUACAAGGCUUGUGAACAACUUCUUUGGCAGGCAAUUCAACUCCCUUAACGAUGUCUCUGUCAAUCCACGCAACGGUGAUAUUUACUUCACAGAUACCAUGUAUGGCUACUGGCAGUACUUUCGUCCUGUGCCUGGACUGCAAAACCAAGUCUAUCGCUUCGACCCAGAUACUGGAGCGUUGACCGUUGUUGCGGAUGGCUUCGUCGCUCCAAAUGGACUCACUUUCUCGCCUGAUGGACUUCACGCUUAUGUUACAGAUACUGGCAUAAGCAAUGGACUAUUCGGGCAGAACUACACUCGUCCCGCCUCUAUUUACCGAUUCGAUGUACAAAACGAUGGUACAUGGGACAACCGUAAGACAUUUGCCUUCACAGCAGCUCGUCUACCUGAUGGAAUUCACUGUGAUUCUAAAGGCAACGUCUACGCGGGCUGCGGCGAUGGCGUGCAUGUCUGGAAUCAAUCCGGAAAGCUUAUUGGGAAGAUUUACACAGGAAUCAAUGCAGCCAACUUCCAAUUCGCUGGUAAGGGACGUAUGGUUAUCAUGGGGAGGACAAAACUGUUCUAUGCUACUAUUGCUGCUUCUGGAGCACCAUUAAGUUGAGCCAUUGACAUGAUCCGGUGUCUUGACACAGGAUCUUGAUUUCAGAGUGAAGCCUCAAUUAUAGGCCUCCUGCUGCUUGGCUCUUUUACGAGGCUCGGAGAUACAAUAUUUCAUGCGCAAAAUAACAGGUUUCUGCGUGUUGAGGGAGUUACAUAGACAUGGAAUAGUAACUGAAUUACCAGAACAAGCCAGGAAGUUGUCAAUAUCAAG
Fusarium verticillioides 7600 is the source of this 1881-nucleotide messenger RNA. Its product is annotated as gluconolactonase. Lineage: Eukaryota; Fungi; Ascomycota; Sordariomycetes; Hypocreales; Nectriaceae. The record is from RefSeq and is a predicted model, not a curated record. Bases 331 to 1671 code for a protein of 446 amino acids. The transcript is spliced from 8 exons.